This is a messenger RNA of Monomorium pharaonis (pharaoh ant), 2810 nucleotides long. Its product is annotated as odorant receptor 67a. Gene Ontology annotation, biological process: detection of chemical stimulus involved in sensory perception of smell; sensory perception of smell. Gene Ontology annotation, molecular function: olfactory receptor activity; odorant binding. NCBI's taxonomy places the organism in Eukaryota, Metazoa, Arthropoda, Insecta, Hymenoptera, Formicidae. Gene Ontology annotation, cellular component: plasma membrane. Bases 884 to 2110 code for a protein of 408 amino acids. The transcript is spliced from 6 exons. The record is from RefSeq and is a predicted model, not a curated record.
CAUUAGUCAUAAUACACACAAUAAAUAAAAUGUAAAUUUUUAUAUAUUAAAAAAAAUUUUUAACAUGCAAUUUUUAUUUGAUAUUAGGAUGGCGAAAUCCUUGAACCGGGUCUUCCAGCUUAUCCUUUUAGAUGAAUUGAUAGGCAACAUUAUUGUACUCGCUAUUUCGAUGUACUUUUAGUAGUACGCUUUCUUUUGUAUUUAAUAUAUAUUUUUAUAUAUAACUCUUUAGAAUCUAUUAAUUUAAAAAUAUAUUUUUUUUAAUUUACAGAAUAUAGAUGCGUCGCAGAUGGCAACUUCCUUUAUUCGUUCGGUUUCUUCUAUUUUUUUUCUAUUUUUUUAGGAAUAAUUUUUAAUUAUGUUUUUAAACAAAAUACAUUUGUUUGUUUAUACUCUAAAAUUUCUUUAGUAUAUGUCCGCAUGUAUUACAAUAGAAUAUCUAUUAAAUAUUUAGUUAAAUAAUUUAAAAUGCACAGCAUUUAUUUUAUUAUUAUACGGGAAAAGUAUUAUUCCACAGUUGCGAUCAGAAUUACACUGCACAAUAUUUUUGCCUUGGAAAUUUGUGGAGCUGGAUUUUUUGCAUACACAGUCUAGAACAAAUUGACAGUAAUUUGCAUCUGUUAUCGUCCAAAUUUACGUCGAUGUGAAGAACCAAUUAUGAAGAAUAUAGUUCGAUUUUACCUGAGAUUAAACGCACAGGUGGUUUCGGUAACACACUUAUAUACAAUUUAUACUUAAUUUUGGGCGCAGUUAUUAUCCGGCCUGUCGUCUAUUCCCAGAUUCUAUAGACAGCUCACGAAAACAGAGAUUACUUGCGCUCUCGCAUUCGUAUAUUCGGUGCAGUUUCAUGCGAGCUCCCGAAGGAAGAACAGUGUAAGGUGCGAUGCAGGAUCAAAAAGAUUUGGAUCGUGCGGCCGAAUUGUUAUCUUGGAACAAAAGACUAAUGUCGAUGUUGGGUGUUUGGCCUUUUCAUUCCAGCGAUCUUAUUUUCUCGAUUAAUUUUGGCUACUUCAGUUUCCUCAUGAUUCUAGAAUAUCUGGAUCUCCUUCUUUGCAUCGAUAAUCUUGAAGAAGUGAUCAUGAAUUUGACAGAAAACAUGGCGUUCUCGCAGAUAUUUGUGCGAAUAAUUACGCUGCGGUUAUAUAACAAUCAAUUUGGUGAGAUCAUAACGGAGGCUAUGAAGGACUUUGAUAGGACGAGUUACAAAACCACCGAGGAAAUGAAGGCAUUUAUCACCUACAAUUCUAGGUCAAAGAUCUUCGUCAAGCUGUUGAUGCUAUUUGUCGCGCUGACAGCUUCAUCAUAUUAUUUAACUCCGAUUAUUAUUAUCCUAGGAACUGGUUCAUUGCCUCAAAUACCGAUCAGCGAAAACGCGACUCAAAUAAUUUAUCUGUUGCCUUAUCGCUUUCACCUGUUCUACGUGGUCGAAAACAUGCGUACGUAUGUGAUCACGUACGCCUUGCAAAUGCCGUUCGUCUUCGUCAGUGGUUUCGGACAAAGCGCCUCUGACUGUAUUAUGGUCACCCUCGUCUUUCAUAUUUGCGGUCAAAUGUCGGUUCUAGCUUCGCGCAUUAACAAUAUAGGAACUAACAAUGAGCUCUGCGAUUGCAGGGUGGAGGUGCGGCAUGUCGUGCUCAUGCAUUUACGAUUAUUGCGGAUGGGAACGACAAUAAGACAAAUAUUUAGUAUGACGUUGUUGGUCCAUCUUUUAGGAGCUACUUCUCUUGUAUGCAUCCUCGGUUAUCAAAUUUUAACGAAUUUUGCUAAGGGCGAGAGAGGAGUGCUUAUUACAUUUUUAAUAUUUCAAUUCUUAGUCCUGCUUAUACUUUACGCUCACUGCACCGUUGGUGAAAGCCUUUUGACAGAGAGUGCAAAAGUGUGCGAAGCAUUUUAUGAUUGCCAAUGGUACAAUAUGUCAAAGAGUAAUGCACGAAUGAUAAUAUUAUGCAUGGCGAGAUCGCAAAAACCGCUCUGCCUGACAGCCGGGAAAUUUACCAACAUUUGCCUCAGUACUUUGACCGACGUAAGCCAAUGUUUUACGCGCGCAUUUGCAAAGUUUUUAAAAUAUAAAGUAAAAUAUACAUUUUUUAAAUAUAAAUUUUCUAAAUGAAACUUUACCUCUAACUUUAAUCAUCUGAAAUAUCGUCGGUGAUAAUAAGAAUGCGAAAGCACGGCUCAGAAAUAAGUUGUUUUAACAGGUUUUGAAAACUGCCAUGGGAUACCUAUCAGUAUUACGCUCCUUUUUAUAACGACAUUGAAGAGCAAUAAUUUUUUAGAGCGUGUGCAAAGAUAUAAUUUAAUUGACUCAAAUAGAAAUAAAUGUACAAUUAAUAAUAAAGAGAGAGAGAGAGAGGAGCGUUAUUAUCGUCUAAAAAUUGUCUUUGUGAUAAAUUGUUUUUAUGUAAUAUACGUUACGUAAAAGAGAUAAUUAUUUUUAAACAAUUUAAUACAUAAAAGAUUACAUUUGUAAUUAUUUAAGAUACUAUUUGCAUGUCAUACAUAGUUCCGUACACGUUACUGUUACGUGUUUACUAGGAAGAAAAAAAAUUCCAUAUGAAUUGCACGAUUAGUAUGCUUUAAUGGACUUGCGUUCAAAAGAGGUGUCGCUUGAUUUAAUGUUGUCUUAUAUAAUCUCAAUCUAUGUCUGGUACAUUUCUAAUACUAUUAUUACUACCGCUACUACAUAUUUUAGUUGGACGCGUUCAAAGGUUAUCGUCUCAUAAAAAUUAAAUAGCUAGCUGCUAGAUCAACAAAUCGAUCAACUGUUAGGUCGUUAAAAGUAAAGCGAUUAGAAAAAGUGUCAAUAAUUU